Messenger RNA from Pocillopora meandrina, 1740 nucleotides. NCBI's taxonomy places the organism in Eukaryota, Metazoa, Cnidaria, Anthozoa, Scleractinia, Pocilloporidae. The record is from the annotation of a GenBank genome assembly.
CCUAUAAGCCGAGCGAUUUUUCUAAUAAAUUAAACUGAGAACAGGUAAAUUCUCGCCAAGGUAGGGGUUCCGCUUAUAGCCGAGUAUUUUCGCCAAAAAAAAUUUACGGGUGCUUAACAAGAUUCGAAAUUCAAUGUUUAUUCGACUAUAAGCCGAGCGAUUAUCAACAAACACAAAUUUCCGAGAUCACGAAAGGUAGGUACAUGUAAAUCAUUGUUGGUCAUUGACUUUAAUUUAUGUGGUGGCUCCUUAAGGAGCCGUUUUGUUUGUGAAGUUGAAGUUUCGUCGUCGUAGAUGGCGUCGUCUUCUGUUCCAUCGAGAGCGUUUGAGAUCCCGCACGUUUUGAACGAUCUUCUCACCAUCUCUUCCGGAAUCUCUUCCCAUGACUGCUUCACCCAACGAAGGACCAGGUUUUUCGACGGGGCCUUCUUCUUUCCCGCUGGCGUGUACUCGAAGGGACCUGUCCGAGUCAUCCAGUUAAGGUACUUUCGCCGCAUGUUGUCCUUGAAUGGUUUGUUGAGGCAUUUGUCUAAUGGCUGCAGGACUGGAGUCAGGCCGCCUGGAAUAACAGCUACGUCGAUCUUGCGCCGUUCUAGGUCUGCUUUCACCGACUCAGUCAGAUGGGCUCGGAAAGAAUCCCAGACAAGCAGUGACCGUUCAUCGCCGGCGAGGAUUCCGUGGCAAACAGGUACGAAUCCACUCCUUCACUCCUGAAAUAAAUAACAGAAUACCCAAUUAGAAUAAAUUGACAGAAUGCGAAGAUCAGUCAUUUGAGCAUAACAUCAAUUACCAGUGAGCUAUGAAAUAGAAAUGUGACAAAUUCCUACCUUUUUCAUCCAUCCAGCCCUUCUUGUCGAACGAUACUCGAACAGUGUCUGGAACAGCGAUGUCUCUUGGAGUGCGAACACCUUUGAAGAUCACGGAAGGUGGAAGUUUUUUGCCAUCGGCGGCGACUGCGAGUGUGACUGUAAAGCUCCUCUUCUCGGCGCCGCAAGACUUCACUGGAACUGUUCUGCUGCCACUGAAUUCAAGGGUUCUGCUCGACGGAAGCUCGAAUCGCAUAGGAGUUUCGAAGCUUUUCAUUGUUUUAAAGAAACGAAAGACUUACCUUGACUCCUCUGCUCUGAAAACCAGUCCAGUAGUGUUUGAUCCAAUUCAGGAUACUUUGGCGAAAAGCAGCCCAUCGUCUUUCGCUUUGCUGACAUUUUAAGCUCACCAUUAAACAGGUUCGCUUGAUCUUUUCGCCAGCGACGCACCAUCGAUUCACUGAUUCCGUAAUCUCUAGCGAUCUCGGAGUUGUUCUCGACGGCCUCUGAUUCAGCAACGACUUUUAGUUUGAACGCUAAGUUGUAUGAAGAACGACGAACUUUCGGCAUGAUGAUCGAUUACGAUAACUUUGAAAGAGAGCGAUUGUUUGAGACAGGAUUCUGAACUCAGGUGAAUGUUUUGUUAUGUCACGCAUGGUUCUAUUUAUUUACAUUAAAUUCUACUUAUCUGUGACUUGUUGUUACUUUCAAUUAAACGACCAAUAACAACUGAGUAAAUUGGACUUAAUGAAUAUGUUUAUUCAUAACCUACUAUUUGGUUACAUGUUUCCCGAGAUGGAAGCUCCUUUUGUUUUCGGUUUAUGCUAAUUUAUCUCAGUUAACGACACGCGUGGAGUACUUUGCAAUUAUUAGGCCUCGGCUUAUAGCCGAAUGUUUUGUGUUAAUUUUUUAUUUCAAUGCAACAGCUGCUGAC